Molecule: messenger RNA, 3233 nt
Organism: Cydia pomonella (codling moth)
Lineage: Eukaryota; Metazoa; Arthropoda; Insecta; Lepidoptera; Tortricidae
Product: cytoplasmic aconitate hydratase-like
Exons: 22
Coding region: 153-2828 (891 amino acids)
Biological process (GO): citrate metabolic process; tricarboxylic acid cycle
Cellular component (GO): cytosol; mitochondrion
Molecular function (GO): aconitate hydratase activity; 4 iron, 4 sulfur cluster binding
Source: RefSeq, a predicted model, not a curated record
CGAUAAGAGAAUAUGUCAUGUCAAGUCAAAUGUCAUUCUGAUAAUUAAAAUAUCCACAAUAUUCACGAUUUUCGACUUUAUUCCGAUCCUACUACAAACUCAUCGUGUAUAUGCUAGUGUGCUAGUUCUACGUGACAUUUAGAAGGUACACCAUGGCUGGUCCCAACCCCUACAGCAACCUCCUCCGUACGGUGGAAGUCCACGGCAAGACCUACAAGUACUAUGACCUGGCCUCGUUCGGUGAUAAAUACAAUCGUCUCCCAUACAGCAUCAGAGUGCUGCUGGAGUCGUGCGUGCGCAACUGCGACAACUUCCAGGUGUUAGAAAAGGAUGUCAACAAUGUGCUGGAGUGGGAGAAAAACCAGGCCGUUGAAGGCGGCGUUGAGAUCGCUUUCAAACCCGCCAGGGUGAUAUUGCAGGACCUGACAGGGGUGCCAGCAGUGGUGGAUUUCGCAGCGAUGCGCGCCGCCGUGCGCGACCUGGGUGGCAACCCUGACAAGAUCAACCCCAUUUGCCCCGCUGACUUGGUCAUCGACCAUUCAGUGCAGGUCGACUUCGCUAGAACGCCAGAUGCUUUGAACAAGAACCAGGAAUUGGAAUUUGAAAGAAACAAGGAAAGAUUCCAGUUUUUGAAGUGGGGAGCGCAGGCCUUUGACAAUAUGUUGAUCGUGCCGCCGGGCUCCGGUAUCGUUCACCAGGUCAAUUUGGAAUAUUUAGCCCGCGUGGUCUUCUCUAAAGACAUGCUGCACCCAGACUCCGUGGUCGGCACCGACAGCCACACCACUAUGAUUAAUGGACUGGGGGUCGUUGGCUGGGGCGUUGGAGGUAUCGAAGCAGAGGCAGUAAUGUUGGGUCAGGCCAUCAGUAUGUUGCUACCCAAAGUGGUGGGAUACCGCCUCGUCGGGGAACUGAACCCACUGACCACAUCCACUGACCUUGUGCUUACCAUCACCAAGCACCUCCGCUCUCUGGGCGUAGUGGGCAAAUUCGUCGAGUUCUUCGGCCCCGGCGUGUCGGCGCUCAGCAUCGCGGACAGAGCCACCGUGGCCAACAUGUGUCCCGAGUUCGGCGCCACCGUGGCGCACUUCCCGGUCGAUGCUCGCUCGCUGCAGUACCUAGCACAGACAAACCGCACACAAGAGAAGAUUGACAUCAUCGAGGCGUACCUGCGAGCUACCAACCAGUUCAGAGACUACAAUGACCCCUCACAGGACCCUAUCUUCUCUGAGAUAGUCGAGCUGGACCUGUCCACCGUCGUGACGUCAGUUAGCGGCCCCAAGCGGCCGCAGGACCGCGUCUCUGUCUCCAACAUGAAGAAGGACUUUCAGGAGUGCCUUAGCAACAAGGUCGGUUUCAAAGGUUACGGCCUGAGCCCGGCGCAACUCGACACGUCAGCGAGCUUCACGUACUCCGACGGAGCCACGUACACGAUCCGACACGGAUCCGUUAUCAUAGCGGCCAUCACGUCCUGCACCAACACGUCCAACCCGAGUGUCAUGCUGGGCGCAGGUAUGCUCGCAAAGAAAGCAGUGGAGAAUGGACUGAGCGUGUUGCCGUACAUCAAGACUUCCCUCUCUCCUGGUUCAGGAGUAGUCACGUAUUAUCUCAGGGAAUCUGGAGUGGUCCCGUACCUUGAAAAGUUAGGCUUUGAUAUCGUAGGCUACGGAUGUAUGACGUGUAUCGGGAACUCUGGACCCAUUGAUGACAACAUCGCCAACACUAUUGAGAAGAACGAGCUGGUGUGCUGCGGCGUCCUCUCCGGCAACCGCAACUUCGAAGGCCGCAUUCACCCCAACACUCGCGCCAACUAUCUCGCCUCUCCCCUAUUGGUCAUCGCCUACGCUUUGGCGGGCACUGUCGAUAUCGACUUUGAAACUCAACCACUGGGUAAGCGCGCCGACGGCAGCGCGGUGUUCCUGCGCGACAUCUGGCCCACGCGCGCCGACAUCCAGGACGUCGAGAACAAACACGUCAUCCCCAACAUGUUCAAAGAGGUGUACGAGAAGAUCGAGCUGGGCUCGCCUUCCUGGCAAGCCUUGGACGUGCCCAAAGGCAAGUUGUACGGCUGGGACCCCGACUCCACCUACAUCAAGAGACCGCCGUUCUUCGACGGGAUGACCAAGGAGCUCGGCACCAUCCGCGACAUUGAAGACGCCCGCUGCCUGCUCCUGCUGGGCGACUCGGUGACCACGGACCACAUCUCGCCGGCCGGGGCCAUCGCGCGGAACUCGCCCGCGGCGCGCUACCUCGCCGGCAGAGGGCUCACCCCUCGCGAGUUUAAUUCGUACGGCUCCCGUCGCGGCAACGACGCCAUUAUGUCGCGCGGAACGUUCGCGAACAUUCGAAUCGUGAACAAAAUGGCGCCCGCUCCCGGACCGAGGACCAUUCACCACCCAAGUGGGGACCUCAUGGACAUCUUCGACGCUGCUGACAGAUACGCGCAAGAGAAGGUGCCUCUGAUCGCCAUCGUGGGCAAGGACUACGGCUCGGGCUCCAGCCGCGACUGGGCCGCCAAGGGACCCUACCUAUUGGGCAUCAAAGCUGUGAUCGGUGAAUCAUUCGAGCGCAUCCACCGCUCCAACCUGGUGGGCAUGGGCAUCAUGCCGCUGCAGUUCCUGCCGGGGGACUCCGCCGACGGCCUCGGGCUCGCGGGCGCGGAGCGCUACAGCCUGCGGGUGCCUAGAGACCUCGCUCCGGGACAGCACCUCACUGUGCAGGUGGACAACGGGAAGUCGUUCCAGGUCAUCGCGCGCUUCGACACGGAGGUGGACCUCACCUACUUCCGCAACGGAGGCAUCCUUAACUACAUGAUUAGGAAGAUGCUGUAGUUAAACACAUUGCAUAUGUCGCAGUAGUAUGGUUUUGUUGUCUAAAUAGUUACAUAUUACAUAUGUCGCAGCAGUAUGUUUUUGUUUUGGGGGUUGAUAAAUCUGAACUGUUUUAACCAUAGAUUAAGAUGUACGUAUUCGGUGGUUAAAAUGAAACCCUUAUUUAAGGUUCAAAAUAAAAGAAAACCUCGUGUUAAUGUCGAAGUAUUUGUGUUAUUUUCAAAUUCCAAUAUUAAGACUAAGAUCUGUACAAGAUUGAAUGUUUGAGUAAUAUCUAUAAAUUAUCGUUUAACGUGUUUUGGGAUAACUUCGGAAAAAGGGGUAAUUUUGAAAAUAGCUAAUAUGUACUAAAGUAUAGUUAGUUUUUUUUCAUUAGAAAUAAAGUUAACAAUCUUGACGUGACUA